AUGUCAUCGAUGACUACUCUAAACCAAGCGAGGAAAUGUAUGAAAGAUCUGGAUCGAUUUAACGAGUCAAUGGGAUGGACUUUCAGGAACCUAGACGAUAGAGAAGACACUGGGCUCUACACGCCAAGUGACGAGAAAGAUACAUGUCGUACAGCGUUCGGUAACGUCGUCGAGAUCCCGAGCGACUUUGUUGCACCAGACAUCGCUGCUUCUAAGACAAGAACACGUCAUAAAUCGACUAGCAAGCCCUCUCAAUUUUACCGUAAACGAGCAACAGGCCUAACUCCAUCCUCGUCAGCGAAAACAUACCCUGUCGAUGAUCAGUUUGUAUGUGAUCAGCAGCCACCACUUCAAUCCAAGAAGCGAGGGCACAAGACAUCUAGCAAGCCAGCAAAGUUACAGACAAAGCCUGUUGACUAUGUCUACGACAUCAACGUACGGAGGAAACUUCGCGAACAAGUCGAUGCUGAUCGAAGAAAUAACUUACUAAAAGCCAAAGCUCGAGAAGCCGCGCUUCGAGCUGAGAACAAGUGGGUCUUCGACAAGCGCGACAAGUCUCCACCAAGAAGGCAGCAAGCGUGGCUGUCUAGUAGUCCAGGUAAACAAAUACCUAUCAAGAGCAUUAGCUCCUCCACACGCACAGAGUCAGCUUCGAGCAAGCGUCCCAGCAGUAGUUGCAGUUCCAGGUCGACCAGCACCUGCCACUCCCAGCGACAUCGUACCAGAGUUCCCUACACAGACGACACCGACGACGUCGAGAUCUCCAUCCAAGACUUCGAGCGACGCCUACAAACUCAAUGGAGUCUCCAUGUUGAGUAGCUUAACCUGUAUCAAUACACGUUGUCAAAAGAGG
This is a messenger RNA of Phytophthora nicotianae INRA-310, 853 nucleotides long. RefSeq lists its product as hypothetical. Bases 1 to 819 code for a protein of 272 amino acids. The record is from RefSeq and is a predicted model, not a curated record. NCBI's taxonomy places the organism in Eukaryota, Oomycota, Peronosporomycetes, Peronosporales, Peronosporaceae. The transcript has 3 exons.